UUCUCUGGAGUGGUACAGCCCGCGAGAGAUGCCCAGUGCGCAGCACACGUGCUCGGGGGAGCGGGCAUGGGGCCGCUGCUGCUGCGGGUGCUGCGGGGUCGGCUCGGACUGCGAUGGCAACACCGCUCGACCUUUGAGGUGGCCAACGAGCCCAUCCUGGAGUUCAAGCUGGGCAGCCUGGAACGAGCCGCCCUGCAGAAGGCACUAAACGACUUGAAGGGCAAGACUGAGGCCAUUCCAUGCGUGGUCGGGGGACAGGAGGUGUGGACGUCUGACGUGAGGUACCAGUUGUCGCCAUACAACCACGCGCACAAGGUGGCCAAGUACUGCUACGCAGACAAGGACCUGAUUAACAAAGCCAUCAAUGCUGCCUUGGCUGUGCGGAGGGAGUGGGACCUCCGGCCCAUCCAGGACAGGGCACAGAUCUUCUUCAAGGCAGCUGACUUGCUGAGUGGCCCUAGGCGAGCAGAAGUGCUGGCAAAAACCAUGAUCGGGCAGGGCAAAACCAUCAUCCAGGCGGAAAUCGAUGCUGCGGCCGAGCUGAUCGAUUUCUUCCGGUUCAAUGCCAAGUAUGCGAUGGAGCUGGAGGAGGAGCAGCUCAUCAGCGUGCCUGUCAGCACCAACAGCAUGGUCUACCGGGGGCUGGAGGGCUUUGUGGCAGCUGUUUCUCCCUUCAACUUCACGGCAAUCGGUGGGAACCUGGCAGGGGCUCCGGCGUUGAUGGGCAACGUGGUGCUGUGGAAGCCCAGCGACACGGCCAUGCUGUCCAGUUACGCCGUGUAUAAGAUUCUGCUGGAGGCUGGCCUCCCGCCCAACGUCAUCCAGUUCGUCCCAGCCAAUGGGCCUGCGUUUGGAGACAUGGUCACGAGCUCCGAGCACUUUGCUGGGCUCAACUUCACGGGCAGCGUGCCGACCUUCAAGCGUCUUUGGAAGCAGGUGUCCGAGAACCUGGACCGGUACCGCACCUUCCCACGCCUGGCUGGAGAGUGCGGCGGGAAGAACUUCCACCUGGUGCACAGCUCGGCCGACGUGCCCACCGUGGUGAACGGGACCCUGCGCUCGGCCUUCGAGUAUGGUGGCCAGAAGUGCUCGGCCUGCUCCCGCCUCUACGUCCCCGACUUGCUGUGGCCCCAGAUCAAAGCGAAGCUGCUGGAGGAGCACGGGAAGAUCAAAGUGGGAGACCCAGCCGGGGACUUUGAGACAUUCUUCUCUGCGGUGAUCGAUGACAAGUCUUUUGCGCGGAUUAAGAAGUGGAUCCAGCAUGCCCAGACGUCGCCCAACCUCACCAUCUUGGCAGGCGGGAAGUGUGAUGACAAAGUCGGGUAUUUCAUUGAGCCGUGUAUCGUGGAAACCAAAGACCCGAAGGAUCCCAUCAUGAAAGAGGAAAUUUUUGGCCCAGUCCUGGCCGUCUACGUCUACCCGGAGAAGCAGUACAAGGAGAUCCUCCAGCUCAUCGACACCACGUCUCCCUAUGGCCUCACGGGGGCAGUGUUUGCCCAGGAUAAGAACGUCAUCCAGGAAGCGAGGAAGCUCCUGAGGAACGCGGCAGGCAACUUCUACAUCAACGAUAAGUCGACUGGCGCGGUUGUGGCCCAGCAGCCGUUUGGAGGGGCCCGCGCCUCGGGCACCAACGAUAAGCCCGGUGGUCGCCACUACAUACUGCGCUGGACGUCUCCUCAAGCCAUCAAGGAGACCCACGUGCCCCUGGAGGACUGGAAAUACUCGUACAUGCAGUGAUCCCUGUACGGCGCCGCCCCUGCUGGCAGCCGUCCGCCUCCUGACGCUGACGUGCAGAGUACUUAGACGCGACAGCUCUGAUGAGAUUUGAAGCAUUUAAUUUCUUUAACAAAAGUCUUUAAUUUGUCUUAGAUGAGGUUUUCCAGAUUGUUGCCCUGGAACCAGAGAAGCCCUUGUGAUUUCCUGAUCCUGAUGUAGACCCAAGAACAGGGUUUUUGCUUCCUGUGUUCUCUGCUCCCUUGAGCUGCAGUUUGUUCACGGUCCUCCAGCUGCUUUGGGGUGAGGCUUCUUAGCAAGGAAGAGGGGAAGCACUGCUGCGACCUCAAAACCUCUAGGCUGGAACGAGGAUGCAGCAGUCAGACCCAUGGGCACAGGGGAGCAGAAGGCAGCAAAAGAGGAGAAAUGCCCUUGAGAGAGCGAGAUCGUAAGUGAGGCCAGCUCUUACCUGCACCAAACAAAUCCACAAGCUUGCUCCUUCCCCUCUGAGCCCCAGGGAGCAUGAAGGAUGACACCUUUGAGGUGCUUUUGUCCAUUUCUGUCCCCUGCCUCUGGCCAACUCGGGACUGUCCCUCUAUUGAUCUUUUUUUUUUCCCCCAUCUAGUUUUAAGUGAGCCGGUGUCCGCUGCUGAAGCUGCGGAGCCAUCGCCUGAGCUACCAGGGGAGAGGGAGUGAACAUUGUAGGUAAUCAACCCUCUGCUCUCAGGGUUUAACGGCAAGGUCUUGCUUUGAAUUUCUUCAGCUGACCUUCCUCAUGCAGCAAGGAAUGAAUCCCAGCGGGGUCACCUGGCAGAGUUCAGAGUGCAGAUGUAUUUAGGGAGGUAAUGCAGUGAAAGCAAAGCUCAUGUCUCUUCUCUCCCCUCUCACAUUUUGUCUGCCUCUCGGGGCCCUCUCCGUUGCAGCUGGCUGCCUCAGGCUUCCCUUAGCCUCCUGUGAGAGAGUCCCGAUUUCUCACUGCUGUUAUCUGAGAAACAGUGGUGGGUAAUAUCAGGAAAAGGAUAGGGCACACUGAGAUGGAGCAGAGGCUGUUUUUGUGCAGGCUUCUGUAAUGCUUUGCUGCUAAACGGUGUACUUUGAAAGAACUUAUUGGCCAUACGUGUCACCUCAGCAGAGUUACUAGCUGUCCUCCCCUGACGCCAAGGGCAGGGAUUAGCCACACAUGCCUCCUUGCAGCUCCUUCAGCAACAGGUACACUCCAGGCUUGGUUUCUACCAGGACUUUGGCAGCUGCUUGAAGGCAAGACAGAAGUUUUAAGGGAAUUAGUUGAGCUCCUCUCUAAGCUAUUCCCAAAUGGGUGCAGAGGGCAUCUCCUCUUCCUUGGAGCAGGUCCUGCAUUAGCAACAGGUACCUGGGCAACAGCAGGAAUCUAUUUAAAAUUGGCAGCUUGGCAAUUUAAUUGAAAUACUUGAGUUCAUUGUGCCUUAGCCCAGAUCUUUUGCACGGUUCAGUGAACUUUGUGCACUGGGCACUACUGGCUGUGUAUCACUAGUGAAAGAUCAGCUUGCUUAUUCUGAUCCGUCUAGUCCUACAUGGCCCACAACUGCUGUAACCUACAGAUAUAGCAUUGCAAACUCAACACCCAACUGAAGGGGUGUCCACAUUUUCUCACCCUCGGUGAGUCACCAGGAGUGGACCCCCUGAUUGCAUUUCUAGCAGAGAGCAUUACUUCGGUGGCCAGCCCUUACCCUCCAUUAGUCCAUAACUCAGAGCUGUUUAAGUAGUGGACUGUCACAGUCCUCCCCAUCUCAGACCAUUCUUGUUGCUACUGAUCAUGACUGGGGCUAAAUGUUGACCUCUGCUGUGCCUCUGCUCGUGGUUUGCUUUCAGGUCAGUCCGUCAAGUCAGUGUCUGCUGUCUCGCACAAUUCAGUACCUGAGGGAUGUGAAAAUUUAGUAGCACGCUUCUCUAAAAGACUAUUGCCAAAGCAAAAAAGGCUUCCUUAAGAGGUCACUAGCACUUUCUGGUUCUAACUGUGUCAAGGGGCUUGCUGUAUUAGGCUCUAACUGUACAAAUCUUGUGGAAUCCACUGUUGUAGGUUAAGCCUAGAAAUCAGAGAGACAGAGUCAGGUUAUCUGUCCACCUUCUAGCUGUUUGUGACAUUACGCAAGGUCAGCCUGCCAGCACUGAUCUGUGGCAACACAAUAUUGCAGCCAGGCACCACCUAGAAUGUCUUUGUAUAGUUAAUGCGGAGAGGUAGCGAUAGAUUCAGCCAGCACCUUCGUGCUGCAUAUCCGUCCACAGGGUCUGAGACAAUCCUGGGGUAAAUUUGUUUUAACUCUGCCAGGGAGAGUAAGUGCUCUCUCCUCCUGUGCCAAGAGCCAAGUGGCUCAAUCCUCCCAGCUGUUACCUGCCCCUCCAGCCCCUCCUCUAGAUCUUUUUAACCCCUCAGGGACUAUGGGUGGCUACUGCUCUACCCUGAACCCCGAAUGAUGCUGCAGCCCCACAGUGUGCCUGCUGCUCCCUGCCAUGGUGAGUCCCAGCCUUAUCCUUACCCACUUGAGCUGUCUUUUGUCAAGGUAGCUCUGCAGUCCCGAGGCAGCAUCUUCCUGUGGCACUGUCUAUGGCUUUCCCUUUGGUGCAUAUAGUAGAAGCCUGUGAUCUGGGCUUUUUAGUUCCUAACAAAGAUCAGCCACCUUUCUUUUCAAGAGACUGCUUUUGGAAAGCUUUCACGCGCUUAACUUUCUUGAACUAAACCAAUUGCUCCUUGCUUAAAAGGAUGAAAACCAAGGACAGUCACUAGAAGCUGCCCUAUCACUGAACGAGUCACCAUUAAGUCCCACUUGCCUUUGAACCCCAAACCCAAAUAGAUAUAAACUCAAAGGAGGAGAUGGCAUAAAAGCUCUGCAAAUAUAAAGAGGUGGUGCUCAUGGCUGGAAUAAGCAAGCAACACCUUGUAUAUGCCCAGGUAUAUUGCUGUGGUAGCCAAGUCCCAGACAGACAAGGAACUAUUGGUUUUUGUUUUGCUCAGCCAUGAGCUUUCUUUUCCCAAUACAGCACGGCUGGUGAGAAUUGGUCCCCAUUCUCCUGUGCAAUAGUAAAAGUUAAUAUUGUGUUAAAAGCAUGGCUCCAGUUAGCCUGGUAGCACUGUCUGCCUUUGACAAGUGCCAGUUUUGCCUGCUCUAUGAUGGAAAAAGCAGAGCACAGAACAUCAUUUUCAUGCACUUGUUAAAUGGAGAUGGAGCUCAAGAGUUGGCUGCUUUCCUUUUACUGAAGAUUUGAACGCUGUUUACACGCGAGCACACUGUUGCUCAUGGUAGUGCACGCCUGCGGUAGGGCUCACCUGGAGCGCAGUGUGUGCAGAGUAGCUCUGAGCUGGCAGAGAGCUGAGAGGGGACUAGGUUUUCCAUAGGGAAAGGACAUCCGUGUCCUGAGUCGCUGCUUCAGCUGGCCUCAAGGGUCAACGGCUGCAAUCCACUGGAUGCCAAAGGGGUCGAGUUGGUCAACAUUUGUGGCAUGUCAGCUCACCAAUUUGAAUGACGUGUGGGGUUUCCAAUGGGAAAAGCUGCUGCGGUGCGACCUGAUGAAGAAAGUCCAGUUAUUGUUGGAUGAGAAUAAGGCUCACGUUGCUGUAGUUACUGCUAAUAAAGGUUUAGAAAAGC
Messenger RNA from Gavialis gangeticus (Gharial), 5333 nucleotides. RefSeq names its product aldehyde dehydrogenase 4 family member A1 (gene ALDH4A1). NCBI's taxonomy places the organism in Eukaryota, Metazoa, Chordata, Crocodylia, Gavialidae. The record is from RefSeq and is a predicted model, not a curated record. The coding region runs from base 67 to 1737 and encodes 556 amino acids. The transcript has 15 exons. Gene Ontology annotation, molecular function: L-glutamate gamma-semialdehyde dehydrogenase (NAD+) activity.